GGAACCCGGCGCUCCGCCCCGCCCCGGGGGCGGCACAGGCGGGCCGGGCAGCGCCGCAGCCCCCGCUCCGCUCACACCGGGCGGCAGCAGGUGCCGGGGAAGGGAGGAAGCAUGACCAAAAUGAACUUCAUCCUGUUAACCGCCUUCAUUGUUCUGGUUGCUUUUUGUAGUUUUGGUUCUACCCUAAGAUGUUACCACUGCGAGAACAGCCCUUCCUUGUGCAGGUCCAACAGCACUUGCUUAACGAAUGAAGAUACUUGCUUGCAGAUGAAAUUUGGUAAAUUGAGAACUUUCUCCUGCUGGAAGUAUUCCCAGUGCAAGAUGAAUGAAAUUGCCGAAUUCUUCCAGCUGGAUAAUUUUGAAUUCUUCUGCUGCCAACACGACCUGUGCAAUGAGGGGGCCAUUACUGGGGUUAACAAAGCAGCCUUCAGUGUUGCCUCUGUAAUGGCCAUGUUAUGGAUGCUCCUGUAAUAAUCCUGAUUCCUAUGCUGUACUUCCAAGCUGAAAUUACACAAAACCAUUAACUCUUUUCUAUAUUGUACUUCUCACAUUUUCAGUUCCUAUCUGUGGGCAAAAACAUUACCUUUCCAUUCUAAAUUCUGUUUCCUGAGGUUUUAUCUGUUAAAUCACUGUCUCCACUCACAGGAAGGAUGUGUGUGCUGUUACCAGUUACUGAGGUGUUUUGAUCUAUCCCCAUAUUCAUAGGGAAGAGAACUUAUUAGGAAGUAGUGUUAUUAUGUGGAGAAUUGGGGCAAACUCCAGUGGGUGGUGUGAAAGAGAAGAAACACUACAGUUUUUCUGCUGGAAACCAUCAUAUUUUUACUAUCCCAUAAACUGUAAUUAUUGGGUGGCAUUUCUGUGGGGUUUGGUUUGUUUUUCUUUGGAUUUGCGCUCACCACAAGAAGUGUUGGCUCAUAAGUAUGACCUUGCUGCAGGCUUCUGAGGAUGGAAAUAUUCAGUUUAAAGUAAUGUAGACUCUUUGUUUCCAUCACUGUAACUUUUUUUUUAAACAAGCCAAUGAUAUAACCUUGUCAAGUACUGUUAUUUUGAGAGAAAGCAUCUACAUUUCUUAAGCCAAAACCAAAAUAAUGCUGUAAGUGAAGAACACUUUUCCCUUUUUUUUUUCUUAUAUAUAUUUCUGUGAGCAUGUAGACAACAUGUGCUGGCUUCUUUUUUUAUUUUCCUCAUGCGAUAUCCAUGCCUAGGAUUUUAACUGAGCAUGUGCUUUGCACUGAGUAUUUAUUGGUAUACUGAAAAUUGAUUAUAAAAUGCUAAAGAAUUGAAAUGGCACAUCUAGUUUACUUUCCCACCUAGUUGGGUUUUGGUGAAAACAGUGACAUGUAAACUUAACCUUUCAAGCUUCCGCCUAAGAGUAUUAAAAUCUUGCAGAACUUUAUUUUUUUGACUUUUAUGCAACUCUAUAAAUGCCAAUGCACAGUAUAAGUGUGUUUAUAUAGCAUGAAUAGAAGCUGCUCAGUUUGGAUGUGUAAGAGGUCUGGAGCUGGAAUAGUCCAUGGUGGCCUUUGAUACAUCUCUGGUACCUGGGGACCCUCUUGAUCAGGUAUGAUGCCAAAUUCUCCUUUUUCUCUUCUGGAGCUGUUGAUAUGUCCCUCCCAGAGUUGUGGUCCACUGCCAAUGGAAUAUCCUCUUCUUGAGGACCCUCUGCAGGGUGCCAGUGAUGCCAGUUCACCCAGGCAGGACGAGGGCGUUGCUCCGUAUCCACGGUGUGCUCUGCGACGUGUCUUUUGGUUAAGCUUAUCAUAGCUGUGAGAGUAUCCUGGGAUCUGUCCUAUCACUCCAAAUAUGGAAGUCAUCCUGUCUUUGAUUAAUAAAAAUGUCAAAAAAGAA
Pseudopipra pipra is the source of this 1848-nucleotide messenger RNA. It is a transcript of the gene CD59, whose product is annotated as CD59 molecule (CD59 blood group). The record is from RefSeq and is a predicted model, not a curated record. The coding region runs from base 112 to 471 and encodes 119 amino acids. The transcript has 4 exons. NCBI's taxonomy places the organism in Eukaryota, Metazoa, Chordata, Aves, Passeriformes, Pipridae.